Athalia rosae (coleseed sawfly) is the source of this 1113-nucleotide messenger RNA. It is a transcript of the gene Cchl, whose product is annotated as holocytochrome c-type synthase. The record is from RefSeq and is a predicted model, not a curated record. Bases 160 to 987 code for a protein of 275 amino acids. Gene Ontology annotation, cellular component: mitochondrion. Gene Ontology annotation, molecular function: holocytochrome-c synthase activity. Gene Ontology annotation, biological process: cytochrome c-heme linkage. The transcript is spliced from 4 exons. Lineage: Eukaryota; Metazoa; Arthropoda; Insecta; Hymenoptera; Athaliidae.
GAUGUUCAAGUUAUGGGCUUCGCGUAAAUCUGAAACAAUACCUUAAACGUCUUGAAAUUGGUGAGCAAUGGUUUUUCAGUCGGUUCUCGUAUAAAUUAUUCUCUCGUCGAACGACGUAAUACCGUUGAUUAUAGAUUGUUACACUCAAAGUUUGAUACAAUGGGUAAUACAUUUACAUCAGCCUCAAUCGCUGCUACAAAAGUGAUAUCGCCUGUAUCACAGGAGCCUCAGCAUCCAGAGCUCAAGUCACAUAUUCAUAAAACGUUCGACGGCGAGCCACCACCAGAAUGCCCUAUGCAUAAAUCUAAAAAUGAACAAUCUGCUCAAACAUAUGUCAACGAAUGUCCAAUUGCCAAUACAGCUGACAAUCAAAUUGAUCCUCUUAACAUGAUGCCUGCCGCUAAUCAACAACCUGCACCUGACCAACCAUUUCCGCUUCCUACAGAAAGGCAAGUAUCUUCAAUUCCAAAGGCAACCCAAGAUGGAUCUUUCUGGGUUUAUCCGUCUCAGCAAAUGUUCUGGAAUGCAAUGUUGAGAAAGGGCUGGCGUUGGAAAAAUGAUGACUUAGCUCCAAAAGAUAUGGAAGACAUCAUCAAAAUCCACAAUGCGAAUAAUGAACAGGCUUGGCAGGAAGUGCUGAAGUGGGAAGCACUUCAUGCUAGAGAAUGUGGAAAUCCCAGAUUGAGAAGUUUUGGUGGCAAUGCAACUAAUUACUCACCUCGUGCUCGCAUUCGUCACUGGAUGGGAUAUGAACUUCCAUUCGAUCGCCACGAUUGGAUUGUGGACAGAUGUGGGACAGAUGUCAGAUACAUUAUUGAUUACUACGACGGUGGCGAAGUUGAUGAAAAAUAUACAUUUGCUCUGUUGGAUGUGCGGCCAGCAAUGAAUUCUUGGACUAAUAUUUGGGAUAGAAUGAAGGUGACAUGGUGGCGUUGGAGAUACAGUCUGGAGGAAAGUAGCCAAGAAUCAGAUUCAGCAUCUCACUGAGUUUUGAAAUUGAAUCUACAAAUCCACAUAUAGUAUUUCUCCACUGUUAUCUAUUGUUAAUCAUAACCAUGCUGUAACUUAUUAUUAAUAUUGUGAAUAAAAUUUACUCCAACCAUUGUCAAAGUA